AUGGACGACGAGGAGCCCGAGCGCUUAGGAGGCCGCACCUCGUCGCUCACGCAUAAAGUCACUUCCACCGCUUCCGCCGCCGCCGCAGCCGCCGCUGCCGCCGCGCGCGGAGCCACGCAGUCCCUUUCCGCUGGCGAAGGCCGGUCGAAACGCUCCGCGACGGUGGGAAGCGGAAGGUCCACGGAAGCUUCGGAUGCGACGAGCUCCAUGCGACGAGCUGCGACGGGUGCGCUGGCGUCGAAAAUCGCACAGCCGCAGCAGGCGGCAAAGAACCUCGUGAAAGUUUUCGCCAAGGCGAAGGGCGGCGUGGGGAAGCGCAUUGCGCGCGCGCAGACGGCUGUCCGCGCGCGCACGGGGAUUGGGCGGCGGGGCGGAGCGCAGGACGGGGAUGGGGGGGAGGAGGAGGAGGAUGAGGAGGAGGACGACGAUGACGACGAUGAGUCAGAAGCCGAAGACUCGGACGCCGAGGGCGGCGCGGGGUCGUCCGACGACGAAGAGAAGCCCAAGGAGGCUUCCGGCAAGGGAGGGAAGUUUCUUCGCAGCUUGCCGUCGCGGCGCAUAUCGAUCUAUAACGCGGAUGGCUUUAUGAUGGACGAUGAGGAUGCGUCGGAGUGGAGCAUGGUCAACGAGGACGUGUUGGUGCGCAAGGUGCGCGAGCUGAGGGAGCUGAGGGGCGACUUUGCGUCGGCCACCAACGCGCCUGCCACCAAGUCUGCCCUUGAAGGACUCGGCCUCUCCGAACUCAACGACCCCCUUGGCUACGGCCCGCUGAACCGCGUGAAGGUGUGUCUCGCCAUCAAUGCGUCCACCAUCCCCGUUCCUGACGACCGCAGCAUGGCCGAGAAGAUCAUAGUGUUCGGCCCCAAGUUCAGCCCGUCCUUCUACCUGGGGCGCGUGCACGACGACACGUCAAUGGACGAACUGAGGGCGGGCAUGGGCACGCUGGGGGCGGACAUGGAGAACCAGCAGCAGCAGCUCAAGACGCUCGUCAAGGAGAACUUUGACUCCUUCGUCUCCUGCAAGUCCACCAUCGAAGAUAUCGAGAAGAAGGUGCGGGAGAUGGAGCGGCGCAGCGACAGCGGCACGGAGGAGAUUCUGGUGGCCAUCCGCAACGUGCAUGACAUGGCCCAGGCCGCCUUUGGACCCCUGCUGGACCGCCAGAAGCAAGUGGACCGCAUUCGGUCGGUGCAGGGGCUGCUGCUGCGCUUCCGCACGCUCUUCAACCUGCCAGCUGUCAUGCGUGGAUUCGUGCAGCACGGCGAGUACGACCGCGCCGUGCACGAGUACCUCAAGGCCAAGUCCAUCUCGCUGCCUGCGCACUCCAACAUCCUGCGGCGCGUGAUGGCGGAGGUGCACAAGGUGGUGGCGGAGUUCCAUGAGGUGCUCUUCGCCAAGAUGGACGACCCCACCGCCGACCAGGCGCAGGUGGAGAACGCCAUUCGCCUGCUGCUGGAGCUGGAGCCGGACAGCGACCCCAUCUGGCAUCACGUGACGAUGCAGGACCGGCGCAUCAGAGGGCUGCUGGAGGCGUGUGUGCAGCAGCAUGAGAGCCGCGUUGCCGCGCUAAAGAAGGAGCAGCACGAGAAGAGGGAGGCCGAGGCAAGGUGGCGGCAGAUCCAACAGGAGUCCAACGCGGGGGAGGACGUUGAUCUCUCGCUGCUGCUAGGCCAGCCAGCAGCGGACAACUCAUCGGACGGGCUGAUGGACGGGGAGGCGUUUGACGAACCAGAGAGGGGGCAGCCGGCAGCGGACGACUCAUCGGACGGGUUGAUGGAUGGGGAGGCGUUUGACGAGGCGCACACACGGCUGAUCGUGCGCCUCACCGCCAUCCUGCAGCAGCACGUGCCGCGCUUCUGGCGCCUCACGCGCUCCAUCUUCUCGGGCAAGUUUGCCAGCUUCGCCACCUCCAAGGAUGGCACCGGCACGGGCGGGCACUGGCGGGGGCGGGGGGGAGAGGAGGGGGGCCGAUACACGAAGCACUCAGAGGACGAGGUGCUGCUGAUGGUGCUGGGCAUCAUGGGCGUGUAUGAGAGCAAGGUGCAAGCGGCCUUCACGCAGCUGGAGGCAGCGAGCACGCUGAGGCCGCACAUGCGCAGGGCAGUGGAGCAGGUGGCUCACGCCUGCGCUGCUCUUGCUGUCAGCGACAACGCCCCGCCACAAGCAGUGCAAGCGCUGCACCAGCUGCGGGUGGAGAUCACGUCGCGCUUCGUGAGCCGCGUGUGUCUGCUCACGCGCGGCAUCUCAGCAGAGCUCGUGGCGGACGAGGAUUGGCGCCCCGUGCCGUCCACGCUGCGCAUGGGGUCGCCCUUCGCCAUCUCCUCCUUCCCCCUGCGCCUCCGAGACCGCCUCGCCAAUGCCUUUGAGCACGUCACCGCAGUGCUGACGGACAUGGCAGACGAGGAGGAGCUGAUCCCCCCCAGUGCACGGCAGCUACCGGGGUUCCCAACAGCGGAUGAGGUGGAGGAGGCCAUUCGCCUCAUGUACGACUCUGUCAAGACCACCUUCGCCCAAGCCUUCCAAGACGCCUGCGCCCGGCAGCUAUCGGGCUAUUCAACAGCGGAUGAGGUGGAGGAGGCCAUUCGCCUCAUGUACGACUCCGUUGAGACCACCUUCGCUCAGGCCUUCCAAGACGCCUGCGACGCCCUGACAAAGCUAUCACAGACGGCCAUCACCACCACCGCCCCUGACGCUGCUGCCACCAGCGGCACCACUGAGGGAGCAGGGGAGGCAGGGGCGGAGGGCGGGAAACAGGGCGGAGGGGACGGGGCGGCUGCUCCUGCUCCCCCUGCUGCUGCGGUGCCGUCGGCCAAUCCCGAUGACAUCCCGGCGGAGCCCUAUGUGGGGCUCAAGGUGGGGGAGGAGCUGACAACAGCGGACCAGCGGCUGCUCAUGCUGCUCAGCAACUGCGGCUUCUGUCGCUCCGUGCUCGCCCCCUACCUUGCCGAUAAAUUCACCUCGCUCUGGCUCAACCCCUACAGUGUGGAGCUGGAGAUGGUGAGUGCAACAGCCUACCGGCAGGUGCAGCCGCAGCACCAGCAGCAGCAGCAGCUGGCGGAGCUGAGAGGCGUGCUGGGGGAGGUGGAGCGCGUGUUUGAGGAGCUGGAGGCGUGGCUGGGCGACCAGUACAUCGCCAUCAAGGCCAACCACCUCGGCUUCGCUGUCAUCAAAUACUUCCUGGAGGACGGCACGUCGUGGGCCACUGCUCCUCCAGUCAGGGGGCUGCGGGAUUCGGCUCUCGAGCUUAUGCACCCUCUUGUGGCCGUCCAUGCUGAGGUGCAUGUGGGGUGCCGGCCGUUUGUGGACAAGGCGAUCAACACGCUAGCGGAGGGGCUGAUGGACGCGCUGCAGCAGGUGGCGUACCAACACGAGGACCUGCAACGCCUCGACGCCAACGCCUUCUGCCAGCUCUCCCUUGAGCUGGACUACUUUGAAACCGUGCUGCACCCCUUCUCGUCGCCAGCACUGGAGGAGAUUCUGUUCCAGCUGCGCGAGAUGCUGCUGCAGCGCACGCUGCAGGCGCUGCAGCAGGAGGCUGCUCGCCCCGCCAACGCGCGCGCCAGGGCUGACAGUGAGGAGCGCGACAACCACCCGCAGACCGCUGCUGACCUCAAGGUCAUGGUGGACAACAUCAGCUCCGACCUGCUCCCUUAUGAGCUGCGCCGCACCAAGGCAAGUACUAGUAUAUUUGAGGAGAAGGGGGGAUGGGGGAGAGUCGUGUGGGGACGGGAAGAGGGGAAGGGGGAAGGGGAGGGAGCGGAUGGGGGGAAGGGGAAGGGGAAAAAGGGAGGGAGGGGAGGGGAUGGAGCAGAGGUGGGGGAAGGAGUGAGGGAGAGGGGGCGAGGAGGGAGAGAAGCUAGUCAUUCCUGA
Messenger RNA from Closterium sp. NIES-65, 3867 nucleotides. NCBI's taxonomy places the organism in Eukaryota, Viridiplantae, Streptophyta, Zygnematophyceae, Desmidiales, Closteriaceae. The record is from the annotation of a GenBank genome assembly.